AUGCUCGCUCCGUGGCUUGAAGCAGUGGUGCCUUUGGCGCUGAUCACCACCUUCAUUGUGAUGCAAGGAGGCCUCCAGGGCGCCGUUCAGCAAGCAUUCUACGGCAAACCCAAGGCAACGGACGUGGAUGAGUGGGACCGCUUGGUGAAGGCCCGUGACGAGCGACUGGUGGAGGAGUGGAAGCGCCAUGGUUGA
Messenger RNA from Chlorella variabilis, 195 nucleotides. RefSeq lists its product as hypothetical. The record is from RefSeq and is a predicted model, not a curated record. The coding region runs from base 1 to 195 and encodes 64 amino acids. The transcript has 2 exons. Lineage: Eukaryota; Viridiplantae; Chlorophyta; Trebouxiophyceae; Chlorellales; Chlorellaceae.